AUUCGAAUUUUGUUCAUUCGGUUCGUCCUCAUCGUCUGUACUUGCUCCGCAAGUCUUCAAAGCAAUCAAAAUGGAUGCAUUUUCAUCUUUCUUCGAUUCUCAACCAAGUUCCAGAAACCGUUGGAGCUAUGAUUCUCUCAAGAAUUUCCGGCAGAUUUCGCCGGCCGUUCAGUCUCAUCUCCACCAGGUUUACCUUACUUUGGGUUGUGCUUUAGUUGCAUCUGCUGCUGGAGCUUAUCUGCAUAUCCUUUGGAACAUUGGUGGGAUUCUCACGACACUUGCAGGUAUUGGAUGCAUCGCAUGGCUAAUGGCCACUCCUCCUUAUGAAGAGAAAAAGAGGGUUCCUAUUUUAAUGAUGGCUUCUCUUCUUGAAGGAGCUUCAAUUGGUCCUUUGAUUGGUUUAGCUAUUGAUAUUGACCCCAGUGUUCUGGUCAGUGCCUUUGUGGGAACUGCAGUAGCAUUUGGUUGUUUCUCAAUAGCAGCCAUGUUGGCAAGACGCAGAGAAUACCUUUACUUGGGUGGCUUACUUUCUUCUGGAUUAUCCAUGUUACUCUGGUUGCAUUUCGCUUCCUCUAUAUUCGGUGGUUCUACUGCCCUCUUCAAGUUUGAGUUGUACUUUGGGCUUUUGCUCUUUGUGGGCUACAUGGUGGUUGAUACUCAAGAAAUAAUUGAGAGGGCACAUCUUGGUGAUAUGGACUAUGUGAAGCAUGCGCUGACUCUUUUCACUGAUUUCAUUGGUGUUUUUGUCCGACUCCUCGUUAUAAUGGUAAGGAACUCCGUAGAGAAGAAUGAGAAGAAAAAGAAGAGGAGGGACUAAAUGCGGUGGAAUUAACGUUUGAUUUUCCUCUUAUCUCGAAUGCAGCGAUCCAAAACAAGUAAACUUCAAACCUUCAUUGUCCUGUAUAUUUUGUAAAUUGUAGUAGAGUUGUGUAAUGUGUUGUAAUUUUCCUAGUACUCGUAAAAGACUGCUAGCUUGUUUGGGGCUGAGCAGAAAUAAAAUGCGGUCUUUCUGUUUGUUUUUAUAAUUUUCCUCGUGUAAUCUAGUAAGACUUUUCCUCCGAGCGGAUUCUUUGUUUCUUGCAAUUUUUAUUUGGAUGAUCAUGAAUGACUCGGGUUUUGAAAAUAGAGUUGUAGAA
Molecule: messenger RNA, 1136 nt
Organism: Benincasa hispida (wax gourd)
Lineage: Eukaryota; Viridiplantae; Streptophyta; Magnoliopsida; Cucurbitales; Cucurbitaceae
Product: bax inhibitor 1-like
Biological process (GO): negative regulation of apoptotic process
Cellular component (GO): membrane
Source: RefSeq, a predicted model, not a curated record